AUGUUAAUUAUACCGACAACUAAAGAAAUACUACCUUCAUAUUUAGUAAAAACUGUUACAAUAAGAUGUUUAUCGCAUUCAACAAAAACAAUAGUAAAUAAAAAAUUAUUUGAUAAUUCAAAACUAAAAGCUAAAGAUGAUCGUAAAAUCUUUGGUAGAAAGAAGUCAAAUGAAGUGGCUUCAACAGCACCAACUACAAAACCAUUAAAUACAAUCACCAAUUUUAAUACUAUUCCAUAUAUUACAGAAUUACCGAAAAUACCACUGCAUCAACAAACAAAAUCAUUUGAAGAAAUAUUCAAAGAAUUAGGUCAAUCUAAUAUAUUUCAAGAACAAAUAAAACCAGCUACAAAAGGUAUAAAUCUAAUAAUCCCUAAAGAAUUUAUAAAACCAGAAAUACAAACACCUCCACGUCAUAAAUUAGAAAAAUCAAAAGAUUUAGAUAAGAAAAUAAAAAAUUUUAUAAUAUCAAAUCAAACCACUACAGAACAAAAAGAAAAAGAUAAAAAUUUAAUAAUGUUAGGUAAAGAAAUAAGUUCACAAAUGGAACCAGAUCAAAAUGAAAUAUAUAGUUAUUUACAACAUCCAAUAAAAAAAUCAUUAUCAGGUUUAAAAAUUUUAAAUCCAGGUUUACAAAAUAUAAAUGAUAAUUACCUUUGGGAUAUUAUACCAGAAGAUAAAUUAGUUUGUACACCUCCAUAUCAAACUGAUGAUCCAUUAGGUUUCAAAAAAUUUAAUGAGAAUUUUAUUCAAAAUCAAACUAAAGAAGCAAGUGAAAAAGAUUCAAUAUUAAAAGAAGUUCAAGAAUUUGAAAAAUUAAUGGGAAAUUCAACUACUUUUAUACAAAAUAAUGGGUCAAGAAGAAAAUUAAAUAGAAAAUUGUUAAAGAAUUUCAAAAAAUUAAAGGAUUAA
Lodderomyces jiufengensis is the source of this 912-nucleotide messenger RNA. RefSeq lists its product as uncharacterized. The record is from RefSeq and is a predicted model, not a curated record. The coding region runs from base 1 to 912 and encodes 303 amino acids. NCBI's taxonomy places the organism in Eukaryota, Fungi, Ascomycota, Pichiomycetes, Serinales, Debaryomycetaceae. The transcript has a single exon.